Molecule: messenger RNA, 1269 nt
Organism: Adineta ricciae
Lineage: Eukaryota; Metazoa; Rotifera; Eurotatoria; Adinetida; Adinetidae
Source: the annotation of a GenBank genome assembly
AUGAGUAAUUUAUUUAAUUUACCGUUUUCGUUUUCAACAAACCCUCAAACAGUUAAAAAUCUCUUACAACAUCGAUUGCAUAUUCAACCAAACUCCAACGAUGACAAAUGGUCGGAAAAAGCGAUCAGAGGUCUUAUCAAACGCUUGACAAAAAGUUCCAUGAUCGAUGAUUUACAACUAGCGCUCGACACCAAAAAUCCUCAUACACGUUGCGUUACGAUUCCCAGAGAUGCGCAAAGUAAAUUAGUUGAACCCAAUCCAUCUACAACAGUACGAAAGGCAUUCAAUGACAUAACACCUACUAUUGCUUUUUGCCGAAUAUGGCGUUGGCCAGAUUUGAACACUCAUUUAGAACUACGACCGACACCGACAUGUACAUAUGCAUUUCAACAUGAAAAAGAUCAAAUUUGCGUUAAUCCCUAUCAUUAUGAACGAGUCAUCGCUCCAUUUAUACCACCGAUUCAUGUACCUGUGUCAGACCGGGCGGUGUUUGAUUCAACAACGAGCGAUCGUUUUCAACCUGACUCUACCGUUGCAAUGGAUUGUUUGUCACCAACAUCGGAUCAGCCACGUACCGUAGUAAAUAGUCCGGCAAGCGUCCAAGACAAUUUCGAAGCGAUGACACCUACACCUGCAACAGUGAAUAAUAAUGUUCCUACAACGGCAAUCUCUUAUGUUGAAACACCAUUCUGGUGUUCAAUACUUUACUACGAAUUAAAUCAACGCGUGGGCGAAACAUUUCAUGCUUCAUUGAAUUCAUUAGUUAUCGACAGUUUCUGCGAUCCGAAUGCUUCGGAUAGGUUCUGUCUGGGAUCGUUAACAAAUGUAAAUCGUACACCGGAAAGUGAAGCAUGUCGACGUAUGAUCGGCCAGGGCGUUCGACUGUACUAUAUCGGCGGCGAAGUAUUUGCAGAAUGCUUAUCAGAUUCGCCUGUAUUUGUUCAAAGUCCAUGUUGUAAUCAACGGUUUCAAUGGCAUCCAGCUACUGUCUGUAAAAUACCACCACGCUGUAAUUUGAAGAUCUUCAAUAAUACGGAAUUCGCUCAAAUGUUACGCGACACUAUUCAACAUGGCUAUGAAGCUGUUUACAAUCUCACUCGAAUAUGUUCGAUUCGAAUGAGUUUUGUCAAAGGUUGGGGAGAAGAAUAUCGACGACGCACCAUCAUGAGUACACCAUGUUGGGUAGAAAUUCAUCUCAAUGGUCCCAUGCAAUGGUUAGACAAUGUUCUUCAACAAUUACCAUUGCCUGGUCCAAUGUCAAGCAAAUAA